This is a messenger RNA of Nannospalax galili (Upper Galilee mountains blind mole rat), 930 nucleotides long. RefSeq names its product olfactory receptor 150-like. NCBI's taxonomy places the organism in Eukaryota, Metazoa, Chordata, Mammalia, Rodentia, Spalacidae. The coding region runs from base 1 to 930 and encodes 309 amino acids. Gene Ontology annotation, biological process: G protein-coupled receptor signaling pathway; sensory perception of smell. The record is from RefSeq and is a predicted model, not a curated record. Gene Ontology annotation, molecular function: G protein-coupled receptor activity; olfactory receptor activity; odorant binding. Gene Ontology annotation, cellular component: membrane. The transcript has a single exon.
AUGUUAGCAGAAAAUCUCUCCACAGUGACGGAGUUCAUCCUUGCUGGGUUAACAGAGAAACCAGAGCUGAAACUGCCCCUGUUCUCCAUCUUCCUUGGAAUCUACAUGGCAACAGUGGUGGGGAACGUGGGCAUGAUCAUCCUGAUCCUGCUCAGCUCCCACCUGCACACCCCCAUGUACUUCUUCCUCAGCAGCCUGUCCUUCAUUGACCUCUGUUAUUCCACUGUUAUUAUCCCCAAAAUGCUAGUGAGCUUUGUGUCAGAGAAGAACGUCAUCUCCUACCCUGGAUGCAUGACUCAGCUCUACUUCUUCAUUACCUUUGCUAUAGCAGAAGCUCACAUGUUGUCUGCAAUGGCAUAUGACCGCUAUGUAGCCAUCUGUAAGCCCCUGCUUUACAACAUUAAGAUGUCCUAUCAACUGUGCUCUUGGAUGAUAUUUGGCGUAUACAGUAUGGGACUGAUCGGUGCCACGGCCCACACAGUCUGCAUGCUAAGAGUGCAUUUCUGUAAGGCUGUUAUCAUAAACCACUACUUCUGUGAUCUUUUUCCACUAUUAGAACUUUCCUGCUCCAGUACUUUUAUCAACGAGAUACUAGUUCUCUGCCUCAGUGGUUUUAAUAUCCUUUUUCCAACACUGAGCGUCCUCAGCUCUUACAUCCUCAUCAUUGUCAAUAUCCUUCACAUCAAAUCAACUGAGGGAAGGUUCAAAGCCUUCAACACCUGCAGCUCACACAUCUCUGCAGUUGUUGUUUUCUUUGGUUCAGCUGCAUUCAUGUACCUGCAGCCAUCCUCAGUCAGCUCCAUGGACCAAGGGAAAGUGUCGUCUGUGUUUUACACCAUUCUCGUGCCCAUGCUGAACCCCCUGAUCUACAGCCUGAGGAAUAAGGAUGUCAAAGUUGCUCUAAAGAAGUUACUUGAAAAAAGUUUAUGA